GCAAUGGAUUUUAAGGUGAAAUAUCCAUGGGCUGAGCAAAGAGUUUACUGCAGCAACCUUGGGAAUCUACAUCGACAUCCUUCAUUUCAGAAAGACUAUGACAAAUGGACCGAGGAGACAGUCAAACGCGGAGGACCUAUGGUGAACAUUCUACUCAAAAGACUUGACUGGGAUGGACCGCCAGCUCUUCCUAACAAGACGGGCGCUGGGGGGACAACGGAACCUGAUUAUUUCACAGUUGACAUCCCGGAUGAGUUGGUACGCGUUGUCAUAAACGACUGGCCGUACUCAGUCCCCCUGGAUGUAACUCAUUUCAUCAUUUGGUCUCGGGUACCAUUCGUACAUGAGAUGGUAACCCCAUACAGGAUUAAGGAUCGGGUGGCACGAGAUGGCUUGUGGGGUUUUACUGGCGGAAUAACGCAGCCAAAAGCGAGUGACAAAGACGCACAUUUAAUCCGUCAAGCAAGCAUUGAGAUACAGAUGUUUGUCGAACAAGUGUGGCCUGAGGACGAAUGGGAGACAGCAUGGUUUAUGAAUCCUUUGCGCUUGCAAAGUGUGCCAGGCUUGGCUCAUACCCAUGUAUUUGCGAAGCCAAAAGUGACGCUUGUCACCGAGGGUACUGGCGAAAUUUCCGAAUCCCCAUCGCAAUAGACUGGUGUCUAGCAUUAGAGCGAAU
Molecule: messenger RNA, 676 nt
Organism: Cantharellus anzutake
Lineage: Eukaryota; Fungi; Basidiomycota; Agaricomycetes; Cantharellales; Hydnaceae
Exons: 4
Coding region: 4-651 (215 amino acids)
Biological process (GO): N-acetylglucosamine metabolic process
Cellular component (GO): cytoplasm
Source: RefSeq, a predicted model, not a curated record